AUGUCUCAAUACGACUUCUCGCUCUGUGAGCACAACUGGUCUCUUGCAAGAUACUUUGGUUUCCCCGUACCAUCGCCCACUUCCCUGUCGCCUCAAUUUGAUGAAGAAAUGUCGGAUUCUAUCCCAACGUCGACACCCCCAGCCAAAAGACCUGUCCGAACCCCAACGUCCAGUCCAACGUCCCGGCGGAAACGUCAAAAGGCUUCGUCGCUAGAAAAUACUCCAACCUCCACGACAGUCAAUUACAAGUCACCCGAUUAUGUCCGUGAGUUGCUAGCAAGAGGUGUGCAGCAAGCAACCGGGAAGCCAGCGGAGUACGAAAUGAUGGUGGCACGCCUCGAGAAGCGUCCACCCAAUUGGCAAGAUCUUCCAAACACAACCCUGGACUCCUUUGACGUUAUCAUUCGCAGUGCCGGGAAUGAAGGAAGCAUCCAGGGGGGCAUUGUCCCUCUUUUGAUGGACUACAUUGGUCUACUGUUAGACCCAGAAACGCUGGCUGUAAUGGAUAUACCAUUCAGCAAACAGUGCCAGCUCCCUGUCCAAUUUCCACUGGACGAAAACUCAAAGAAUAUCCCAGCACCGUACCCAGACGUCUCUGUUGGUCUCCGUCGCAGCCAGUUCGUUGACUACGAACCAGCCCUACAUCACCUAAACCACAUUUCCUCGCCUAUUGCAAGAACUCCGGACCUCGUUUUCCCAUGCUUUGCUCUCGAGGCCAAAGGUGGCAGCGGAGGGAUGGAUGCGGAAACGCAGAACCGGCACAACACAGCAAACAUGCUGUACAAUUUAAGACAGCUUUCAGUUCGCUCAAACGGGGAAGAAGCCACCCACCUAUCAUUCGACCGGAUUGUCAAAGCCUGUUCGGCCACAGUAACACAGCAAGCAAUGACCAUCUUUUGUCACUGGGUUGAACAGAGCCAGAAUACCCAAAACCUUAUCUUCUACUCGUAUCCUGUGAAGUCUGUCGCUUUCGGUGCGAUGUCGUAUCAGGAUUGGAAUCGCGCCGCUAUGUACCUGCAGAAUGCCAUUUCCUUCACAGUGCAAAAGACACUCAGUCAAGUCAAGGAGGACUUGCCAAGAUGGAAUGAGCAGAUAUUCCGCCAGAGUCGGCUCAAAGAAGACAAUCAGGCACAGCCUACUACGACCCCGGCAAGCCCCAAAUUCAGCCAGCGGGAAUAA
Molecule: messenger RNA, 1179 nt
Organism: Penicillium verrucosum
Lineage: Eukaryota; Fungi; Ascomycota; Eurotiomycetes; Eurotiales; Aspergillaceae
Exons: 1
Coding region: 1-1179 (392 amino acids)
Source: RefSeq, a predicted model, not a curated record